CUUUUUUUGUUUCCACUAUCAUCUAUCUCGAUCAAUUCCCUAUUUUUCUUUUAUUUUCUUUGUAUAUACUCUACUAUCCCUCCAACAUGCUAUGUGUUAUAAAGGUCACCCUUGAGUCGGAGUUUAGGCGAUUCACCCUCGCCAACAUCCACCUCGACCGCCUCGACCAGGAUGCCUCGCGGCUCUCCUACACUAUCAUCCAUGAGAAGAUUUGUUCACUGUUCAACCAAACCAAUAUGGCCAUCUCGUACGAGGACCAUAAUGGUGUUCGCAAGACCAUCAACAAGGAUGCAGAUGUCCUCGAGGCCAUUGCGAGUUUCAGUAAGCAAGCGCAGCCAAGUCCUUCCGUCAUGGUCGUUCGUCUCGACGUGGAACCCUAUGAGCGAGAAGUGGCAAGCGCCAAGGCGGACGACGUCCUCGCUGCCAAAAGAUCCUUGAAGGACCUCUCUCUGGAGAACCGACACAACGAUACCGGCACCGCCCAAUGUAACAGGAGCUGCUCAGAUGACAAACAAACCAGCGAAUCCGUCCAUCCGAAUGUCUACUGUGACAACUGCCUGAACACUGUCCGCGGCACCCGCUGGAAGUGUCAAGACUGUGACAAUUAUGACCUGUGUCAAAACUGCCAUAAAGUCGCUGGUCUGCGGCAUCCCUGCCACACUUUCAAACCUAUUGAGAAAUAUGUGGAAAUGACCGAGAGAGGCAGCACCACACCAUCCCGCCAGUUUGGUCAACACGCUAUGCAGCACCAUGCCUCUUGCGAUCUGUGCUUGAAUUCAAUUGUUGGUGUGCGACACAAGUGCUUCCAGUGCCCUGACUAUGACCUGUGUCAGGGAUGUCUGCCCUUGGCCAAGACUCAGCAUAAGGGUCACACCUUCAUUCCAAUUGCCUACCAUGGACAGAUCCAGGUCAAGGUCGACCAGACGCCCCACUAUGGUGUGGUGUGUGAUGGCUGCGACAACGACAUCUAUGGCGUCCGUUACAAGUGCGGCAACUGCGCUGAUUACGAUCUUUGUGGCAACUGUGAGGCGCUGCCUGAAGCUGUCCAUGAUCCUAGCCAUAUCAUGCUCAAGAUUCGCAGGCCAAUCUCUUCUAGCAUGACUACACCAACUCCACUGCUGCCGCAGUUGUACAAGAAGGGCUGGGGCCAGGCUGUGUGCCACCAUCCGCAACAGACCGGCCAGAAGUGUCCCAUGGCUGCAUUAUGCAAGCCUAGGCAGGACGCCAUCUCGCAGACCUCUUCCCAGGACACUGUAUCAAAAGCAUCUGAAGUGGCCUUGAAUGCAGUGUUCGUAAAGGAUAUCACCCACAAGGACGGUACUGUGGUCCAGGCUGGAGCAUCUUUCAUGAAGAUUUGGGAGCUUGCUAACCCCGGACCUGCAGAGUGGCCCGAAGGAACUGUGUUUCAGUUUGUCGGUGGGGACAGGAUGUUUUCCGAAGACGAUAACGACUGUAAGAGUCCUGAGGUGAAGGUUGAUGCUAUUGGCGUUGCAGAGUCUCUCUGUGUUUCUGCUAAUCUCAAGGUCCCCUCCUUCCCUGGACGCUACAUCUCAUACUGGCGUUUGGUCUCGCCAUCUGGUGAACUUUUUGGUCAGCGCGUUUGGUGCGAUAUUGUUGUUGAAGAGCCGACGCAAAUUGAAGCGAUGACUACAUCUGCUGCUGUUGAGCAAGCUGAGGAAAAGAAGGACGAGACUGUUGAGGAGAAUGAAGAGGAUUCUGACGAUGACUUUGUAGUUGUAGAUACGGAGGGCGAUAUGUAACGGAGAUUCACGGCUCAGCAAAGCAUUGGCCGCCGUGAGACGUUUGGUCACCAAAGUCCUUCGUUUUCGCGGAACGAACGAUAACGGGCCUUGCUUUCACAAACUCGAUUUGCAUACACUUUAUGAUCUUCAUCCCACAGCAAUGCAGCUGUUUUCAUUUUUAUUUUUUGUAUUUCGUGGCAGCGUGCUCAAUGCACAGAAACAAUAAAAUCCGAAGUUGUUAUUGAAACAUUGA
Messenger RNA from Gamsiella multidivaricata, 1995 nucleotides. RefSeq lists its product as uncharacterized. The coding region runs from base 87 to 1760 and encodes 557 amino acids. Lineage: Eukaryota; Fungi; Mortierellomycota; Mortierellomycetes; Mortierellales; Mortierellaceae. The transcript is spliced from 8 exons. Gene Ontology annotation, molecular function: zinc ion binding. The record is from RefSeq and is a predicted model, not a curated record.